Molecule: messenger RNA, 1660 nt
Organism: Gadus macrocephalus (Pacific cod)
Lineage: Eukaryota; Metazoa; Chordata; Actinopteri; Gadiformes; Gadidae
Product: TLC domain-containing protein 2-like
Exons: 5
Coding region: 645-1406 (253 amino acids)
Biological process (GO): regulation of membrane lipid distribution; phospholipid homeostasis; membrane assembly
Cellular component (GO): plasma membrane
Source: RefSeq, a predicted model, not a curated record
CAAUGUGGUUAACCCAACAUCUGUCUCCGCCUCCUCCAUCCCUCUAUCCGGGUCACCUGGCCCAUGUCCAACAUCAGUUCACCGCUCCUACUAUCCGCCAUCUUGCCAGCUUCUCCUAAUUAGCAUAGACUAAUCUUACAAUCAGCAGUCAAAGUAAGAUAAAUGAGGUAUAUGAAUAAAGAAAAUGAAUGUAUAAAUAAAAAAACGACUAAUCACAAGUCUGAACGUGUCCCAGGUGAACUCUGGACCUAAGGGAUGCAGAGCACCUCUAGCUAAGUCCUUGUAGCCCAUUAGCUCCGAACAUGGGUUUCAUAACUGUCCGUUUCAUAACUGUUACAUCAGACAGUGUGGGGGAGGGGGGAACACAAACACGAAAACGCAUCCACACAAAAUGUAGAGUGUUAUCUUCAAGCUACACCUUUGGUCCCCUUAUCAGAAGGGGUCUAAACCAUUCAAGAAUAAAUACGUUGUGUGUGUCCAUGUUGAUGGUGUGUGUUUGUUCGUGUGCGUGAAAGAAAACGACCAACGGUUGGCCGUGGGCUACGGUUGGACCUCCACCAGCGCGCGCACCAGGUCCCGCUGAGCCGCUAACAACCGCCGCAUCUACAAGGCGGUGUUUUCUACUCCGGCCCCCCCCUCCCGUCAUGGAUCUGAGGUCCGCCCUCCUGGCUGUCGGAGGGUCCGUGUGCUCCUUCAAACUGGUCCACACGCUGCUCGGAGGCCUGCAGGCGCCGCCCAGAGAGGGCCACCGAGCCUGGAGACAGCGCAACAUCGGCACGUCGCUGGCUCACAGCUCGCUGUCAGGGGCAUGGGCGGCGCUGUGCUUCUGGUGCCAUCCUCAGAUGGCAGAAGACCUGAUCUCCACUCACACCAGGUUCUCCUUCAGCCUGGUCACCCUGUCUACAGGUUAUUUCAUCUAUGACGCCCUGGAUCUGCUCCUUAACCAGUCGUUCAAGCGGUCGUGGGAGGUCCUCCUUCACCACGCAGUGGUUGUUUCCUGCUUCAGCCUGGCCAUCAGCUCCCGCCUCUACGUGGGCUUUGCUGUCCUGUCUCUGCUGGUGGAGAUCAACACUGUGUUCCUCCACAUCAGGCAGCUCAUGCUCCUGUCUGGCUGGCAGAACCGGCCAGCAGGAGGCAGCGCCCCCACCACCGACCCUCCCCGGCCCACGCCUGCUUUCCGCCUGACCAGCCUCCUCAACCUGGCCACGUUCUUGGUGUUCCGGUUGUGUACGCUGGGCUGGAUGACUCGGUGGCUGGCCGCACAAGCGGGGCAAAUUCCUCGGUUCGCCCACACGCUGGGAACGGUGGGCUUGGGCGGCAUCACUGUCAUGAACGUGGUUCUUCUCUAUCGGUUGCUCCGCGCGGAAGUGCUGACCGACACACGAACCUCCGGAAAGGACCACUAGAGGGCGCUGUUCAUGCGACGGAACCUCCGGCCUAUUUUCACUCAGACGACCCUCCCAAUGAAAUGGUCAUCGGUCACGUUCGACCAGCGUUUACAAUAGACUCUUACUCUUGACACAAUAACUUAAUUACCUCAAUUAAUAUUUACAAUUAAACUGCAGAAUUAUUGUGUGAAAUAGCUCUUUAUUUAUCAGAGUGACAUGCCCAUCAUGGGAUGUUUCCGAAAUAUUAAUAUCAUGAAAAUCCAAAAAGAAAA